This is a messenger RNA of Batrachochytrium dendrobatidis JAM81, 1092 nucleotides long. RefSeq lists its product as uncharacterized. The record is from RefSeq and is a predicted model, not a curated record. Gene Ontology annotation, molecular function: exonuclease activity; nucleic acid binding. Bases 1 to 1092 code for a protein of 363 amino acids. The transcript is spliced from 5 exons. NCBI's taxonomy places the organism in Eukaryota, Fungi, Chytridiomycota, Chytridiomycetes, Rhizophydiales. Gene Ontology annotation, cellular component: nucleus.
AUGACUUAUACUAUGAUGGCUGCAACUGUCUUGAGACAGCUGAUAAAGCGUCCUGUGUCUACAGGUGUUCUUGAUAUUGGGAUAUCUGGCGAAUGGGUUGAGCCACAAGCCAUUGAUUCCUUGUCUAAAGUGAAUGUAGAUUUACUCGGGCCAUUUAUUCACACACUCGAAGAAUUGGAAACGCUCGGAUACCCACUUGGGCCAUUUGAUCAACCAGAUAGCAAACCAGUCAUAGAAGCAAAAGAUGAAUCAGCUAUUAGUCAUGAGAAACAUCAGACUAUAGACAAGACUGUGGCAACCGACAAUUUAGUAGUAGAUGCAGAACCAUUGCUCAAAAGCAAUAGUGCUUGUAAAUUAGUCAAGUAUGAUUGCGAUCGAUGUGGCAAUCCUUUCGUUCUCAAAUAUCCUUUGGAAGAAUAUGACAAAACAGCGUGCAUGUAUCAUUAUGGCCGAUGGCGAAUGGUUUUUGUAGAUGCCAAAAAAGAACGAUUGAUAUCAUGUUGCUCCACUCCAGUAGGAACUCCAGGAUGCACAAUGGGACCACACGUAUUCAAGGAAGAAUCAAAUGCACAGUUGAAUGAGCGAAUCCCGUUUAUUGAAUUGCCUUCAAAUACCUUGAAUGCUCUACCAGUUGUUGCACUUGACUGUGAAAUGUCGUAUACAACAGGUGGUAUGGAGCUAACCAGAGUAACUGUAGUAGAUUGGAAUGGCAAUCGAGUGUUUGAUGAGCUGUGUAUACCUUGCAAUCCAAUUCUCGAUCUGAAUACACGAUGGUCGGGUAUAACUUCGUUGGAUAGUGCAAAGUAUAAUUUGAAAGACAUUCAACAGCAGCUAGGAAAGCUGAUUAGCACAAGCACAAUCAUUAUUGGUCAUGGCUUGGAGAAUGAUCUGCGUGCACUUCGAAUUAAGCACACACAAGUCAUUGAUACUGUAAAAGUGUUUCCUCAUCCAAACGGACUUCCAUACCGUCAAGCGCUGCGAACAUUGGCAUCCAAAAUACUUGGUCGGUUUGUACAAACAGGAGAAAACGGACAUGACUCUAUGGAGGAUGCAAUGACAUGCAUCGAUCUUCUCAAAACCAAACUGAAAUAA